Messenger RNA from Cokeromyces recurvatus, 4326 nucleotides. RefSeq names its product C2 domain-containing protein. The record is from RefSeq and is a predicted model, not a curated record. The transcript has 6 exons. Lineage: Eukaryota; Fungi; Mucoromycota; Mucoromycetes; Mucorales; Mucoraceae. Gene Ontology annotation, molecular function: lipid binding. Bases 1 to 4326 code for a protein of 1441 amino acids.
AUGGAAGCUCAAAAGCAAGCCAAUGUUGUGCUUGAGAGUAUACCUCCAUUAAAAGCUCAAGAUUCUUUAGAAACCGAUCAAGGCACUAAUGAUACUAGGGCUAUUGAACAUGCUAUUACAUCUGCUAAAGCAAAACCUACUGAAAAAAAUUUACCAUCACAAAAGUCACCCCCUGGUACAUACAGUUCAUCUACCAAAGUAGGUUGGAAUGCCUUCUCUCAAGCUCCUAACCCUGGUGAUGAAAAUGCUAUGAAGGAACUUGGCUCAAAAUUAGGUUUAGAUGCACUUAUUGAUAUGUACAAGGGCGUGCGUCCUACGACUAAAGAGCAAGAAGAGGAUAUUGUUUCUCAUUUUUUAAAUGAAGCAUAUUAUGGAGAGUGGUACCAUAAUGCAGCUGUCAUGUUAUUUACAGUUGUAUUCACAUGGUUGCUGACAAAAUUAGGUGGCGGGUUGAUGGCUUGUAUCGUGAUAGGGGCAUUUUUGGCUACUUAUUAUCAAACAUCUAUUCGCCGUUUAAGAAGAAAUAUUCGAGAUGAUAUUCAAAGAGAAUUAUCUAUUAACAGAUUAGAGACUGAAUCUGAAUCAGCCGAUUGGAUUAAUCAUUUCCUUUCACGAUUUUGGCUCAUUUAUGAACCUGUCUUGUCAGCUCAAAUUAUUGACAUUGCUGAUUCUAUCCUUGUAAAUAAUACACCUGCUUUUUUGGAUUCUAUUCGUCUAACUUCAUUUACAUUGGGAACUAAGGCUCCUCGAAUUGAAAGUAUCAAGACACUUACUAAAACUGAGCCUAACAUUGUAUGUAUGGAUUGGAAAUUUUCUUUUAUUCCAAAUGACACACUUGAUCUUUCAGAACGUGAUCUUCUUUCAAAAGUAAAUCCUAAGAUUGUCUUGACAAUUCGUGUUGGUAAAGGUAUGAUUGGUGCUGGUAUACCUAUUCUCUUGGAAGAUAUUGCCUUUUCUGGUCAUCUAAGACUUAAGUUUAGAAUGUUUAAUGAAUUCCCUCAUAUUAAAACUGUUGAAGCUUCCUUUUUGGAAAAGCCUCAUUUUGAUUAUGUACUUAAGCCUGUUGGAGGUGAAAUGUUUGGUUUUGAUAUUAACAAUAUUCCUGGCCUUGAAUCGUUUGUUCAAGAACAAGUUCACGCUACUCUUGGACCAAUGAUGUAUGCACCUAAUGUAUUUACUUUAGAUGUCGCUGGUAUGAUGUCAGGUGCUGCUGAUUUAAAUUCAGCUAAUGGUGUUUUGGUUAUCAAGAUUCACUCGGCAUCUGGUUUAAAAGACAUUGAUCUUUUUGGAACUGUAGAUCCUUACAUUACAGUUCACCUCGGUAGCCCUAAUAACGCCGAAGUAGGUCGUACAAAAUGUAUUGAAGAUAAUCGUAAUCCCAAAUUCGAGGAAAUUCUUUUUGUUUUACUUAAUUCGGUUAUGAAUGAAACUUUAAUAUUGGAAGUAAUGGAUCGCAACACAGGUCGAAGUGAUUCUUCAAUUGGUACAUGUACUUUUGAUCUUAAAACACUUUCUGAAUCUGAUAAUCUUGUUGAAGGCUUAUCACUUUCUAUUUUAAAAAAGGGGAAACCUACAGGUGAAGUUAAAUGUGACUUCCAUUAUUUCCCUGUAAAUAGCUCUGAUAAGCAAGAAGAUGGUACCAUUAUUCCUCCUGAAGAAUCUAAUAGUGGUAUUUUACGCUUUACAGUUCAUGAAUGUAAACAAUUAGGCAAACAAAAAAGUGGUAGUAGUGGAAUUAGUAUCCCAGUCAUAGGCUCUAAAAAUGAUAUCAGCCCCUAUGCCAUUAUCAAAGUCAAUGACAUUGAAAGACUUCGUACUAAUCCCUUCAAACGUAGUAUCAAUCCUCGUUGGGAUAGAUCCAUUGAACUCUUCAUUACUGAUAAAACCAAAACCCAGCUACGAGUUAAUGUUCUGGAUGAUGGAUCUGAUGACAAACUCUUGGGAUAUUGGGAUUCUAAACUUGAAGAAUUUGAAGAGGAUGCCUAUAUCAACAAUCAAGAUUGGUGGGCUCUUAAGGGAAGUGGAUCUGGAAAAAUACAUCUUAGUAUGCAAUGGAAACCUGUUACGAUGACAGGAUUUACAGAAAGUAUGUCGCGUGGCUAUCAUUCUCCUAUUGGUGUUGUUCGUAUUAACUUUGUGGGUGCUAACGAUCUUAAGAAUGUGGAAGCUAUAACAGGCGGUAAAUCUGAUCCUUACGUACGUGUCAUGUCAGGUGUUCAGAAUCGUGGCCAGACGGAGCAUAUUGAUGAUGAGUUAAAUCCGGUGUGGGAUCAAGUAUUUUACAUUCCUGUUCAUUCAAAGCGUGAAGACUUAAUUUUAGAAGUUAUGGAUUAUAAUUCCAACUCCAAGGACAAGAGUUUAGGCAUCACCGAUUUAUUUUUGAAGGAUAUUAUGAAAGAGGUCAAGACAGAAGAUGGUCAUGUCUAUUUUGAGUCGAAGGCAUUGGAGCCUAUUAAACACGUUGCUAAUUUGACAAGCCGCGAUCGUAAAAAAGGACGUGGUAUACUCACAUAUACUGUUGCAUUUUAUCCUACAUUAGCAUUGCCUAAAGAGGAAGAUCAUAAAAAGAAGACCAUGGAACAAGAGGAAGAGGAGGAGGAGGAGGGAUCUGGAAACAGUCAAGUUUCUGAAGAGCCUGAGUUUAUUGAAAAACCAAGAGAGCUGCCUGAACAUGAGCUUCAUGGCGAACCUAUUAAAUACAAGGUUAUUUCAAAUGACAAGAAACUUAUCGAUUUAUCCGCCUACGAGUCUGGUGUUUUAGCAGUCAAGAUACACUCAGUCACGCUUAGUGAGUCCCAGAAUGCGAUUAUUGAUCUUAUGUUAGACUCAAAUGAUCCUCAAUUUUCUACUAUUGAGCAAAAAGGAUCUUAUCUUGAAGUCAAUGAGACCGGUACGGUAUUUGUGAAGGAGUUAGAAUUUUCCAAGCUGAUAGUUAGGGUCAGAAAUGCUCGUAACGCAGAUAAGGAUGAAGAUUCAUAUGGUCGCUGCAUUAUGGAAGUAAGGCGUAUUGUCGAACGAUUACUUAAAGCAGCAGAAGAUGAGUCCAUUACAGAACCUGUAAUUGAAGAGAUUCCAUUGUUGGAUUCCUCAGGAGGCAAAAUACGCCUCAGCUUCAACUUUAUUCCUCUUAUUCAAUUCAAACUAGACCCCGCUGAAAGUUUAGAAAACCAAGGAAAUUUAACAAUAUCAGUAGUAAAAGCAGUUAAUUUAAUUAGUGCGGAUCGUAAUGGCACUAGUGAUCCUUUCAUUCGUUUCUAUAUCGAUGAUCAACGCAUCUAUAAAACACAAACGUAUAAGAAGACAUUAAACCCUGUCUUUAAUAAGGAUGAAACUUUUACUAUACCCAUUGUGAAUCGUAUCUAUACUCCAAUUAUUGCCAAAAUAUUUGAUUGGGAUCAAAUUGGUAAAGAUACAUUGAUAGGUGAAUGCAAGAUUACGUUUACAAAUGAAGAUAUUGAGACCUUUGUCACGACUACAAAAGAAUAUAAGAUUGAUCAAGGGGGUACACUUAUACUCCGUUUAACUUGGAGACCUGAAUUGGUAGCCCGCAAGCGUACAAACACUUCUUUGUUUACUGCUACUACUCGUGUCUUCACACAAGCUCCUGGAAGCGCCUUUGGUGCUGGUAAAGAAGUAGUAGGUGUAGGAGGAAAGGCUUUAGGAGCUGGUUCUAAAGUUUUUGGUACUGGUGUAUCUGCUAUAGGAAGUGGAUUUCGUAAUAUAGGAAAACUUGGUAAACGGUCUUCUGGUGCAUCACUUGAAGAAAUUCCUAGAGCUCCUUCAAUGGAUCGCGAAGUUUCAUCACCUGGUACUAUCGCUGAUAAUAGUUCUAUUGUAAUGCCAAAUUCUCCUAGUAACUCUUCUAUACUUUCAAAGCAGCCUACCACAAACCGAUCUACUAGUGAAGAAGGGUUAGGUAGCUCUACUGCAGUCCAAAUUACAUUAAUUGAAGCUCGAAAUUUGAAAGCAAUGGACCGUGGGGGUACGAGCGAUCCUUAUUGUCGUGUUCGUGUGGGUAACAAAGUUAUACAUAAGACACGUCAUAUUAAGAAGACAUUAACUCCUGAUUGGAAUGAGACUUUUACGACUCGAGUGUCAGGUGGUAGUAUGCUAGAUUUUAAAGUUAAAGAUCAUAACAAACUCAAUGAUGUUGAUAUUGGUAGUUAUCAACUCAACAUAGGUCAGUAUAUAAAGCCUGGACAAGCACCAUUUGAUGGAUGGUUACCCUUAUCACCUGAGGGUAAUGGAGAAAUCCAUGUAAAAAUUGCUAUUAUUGAUAAUGAUAAUGUUACUACUAAGACUGGAGGAUUGUUUAGUAGGAAAUAA